UAACGAGGAUAGUUUUGUAAAAUUCGUUGUUGAACUUGAACCUGUUAAGCAGAUCAUAGAAGCACAAAGGAUUGCAGCAUCAAGUUGUCAUAAACAGAUAGAAUCACAAAGGAUUGUUCAGAACUUGAGUUAUUUCUGCAAGAUGGUGGAUGCAGUAGUAACUGUGUUCUUGGAGAAGCUGCUAGGAGCUCUGUCGGAGGAGAGCCGAAUUUUUAGUGAAUUCAGGGGCCAAUUCGAAACGUUACAAUCCGAACUCCAACUAAUGCAAAGCUUUCUCAAAGAUGCAGAGCGGCUCAAGAGGAAGAACAAGACCGUUCGCAGCAUCAUGGCGACUUUGCGAGAAUUGAUUUAUGAAGCCGAAGACAUACUAGCAGAUUGUCAACUUGACUCGAGAGAUGAUGGUCCGCUUUCGAGUGGUUGUUUCAUGUGCAUCUACCCUUCGAAAAUUCCAUUCCAAUAUCAAACCGGAAAGAGCCUUGCAGAAAUCAACCAAAAAAUUGGUAAUAUUAAGCAGAACAUUAUGUCGUACCUUGGAGUUCCACUUUUGAAUCAAGUGGAGCCAUUGGAUGCACAAAAUGACCUAUUGCCUAGAUGGAGCGGUCCUGUGUAUGAUCAUACGCAGGUCGUUGGUUUGGAAGGUGAUGCGAGUAAGAUCAAACAAUGGUUAUUUGAAGCUGACAAGGGCAUACUAGCCAUUGGAGUUGUGGGAAUGGGUGGACUUGGCAAGACUACUAUUGCUCAAAAAGUAUUUAAUGACAGGAAAAUUGAGGAGCGCUUCGAAAGAAGAAUAUGGGUAUCGGUUUCUCAAAAAUUCGAUGAAGAACAAAUCAUGAGAAGUAUUUUACGGAACUUGGGAGAUGCUAGUGUAGGAGACGACAAGGGUGAAUUAUUGAAGAAGAUAAAUGAAUAUCUUUUAGGCAAGAGGUAUUUGAUUGUGAUGGAUGAUGUGUGGAGCUUGGAUGUUGCUUGGUGGCUUAGAAUUUAUGAAGCAUUGCCAAAAGGAAAUGGAAGUAGUGUCAUCAUUACUACGAGGAUAGAGAAGGUUGCACAGAAGAUGGGAGUGAAGGAAGCAAGAUCACAUUGGCCCAAAUGCCUCAGCGAAGAUGAUAGUUGGCUGCUCUUUCGGAAGAUUGCAUUUGCGGCAAAUGGAGGUGAGUGUAUGUAUCCAGAGCUAGAAAAUGUUGGAAAGGAGAUUGUUGAGAAGUGUAAGGGCCUUCCACUAGCAAUCAAGGCGGUUGGAGGAAUAAUGCUUUGUAAACCAUCGCGCUAUCAUGAGUGGAGGCGAAUUGCAGACCAUUUUCGUGAUGAGUUAGCAGAAAAUGAUAACUCGGUUAUGGCUUCUCUACAAUUGAGUUACGAUGAACUUCCAUCUUACUUGAAGUCAUGCUUCCUCUGCUUGUCACUUUACCCGGAGGAUUGCAUCAUAGCCAAAGACCAGUUGGUCCAUUGGUGGCUUGGAGAAGGUUUUAUUCCUUUGAGAAGUGGUAGAUCAGCAAUUGCAGCAGGGGAAGAUUGCUUCUCAGGGCUAACAAAUCGAUGUUUGCUAGAAGUGAUCAACAAGACUUAUCAUGGAACAAUCUCCACGUGUAAAAUUCAUGACAUGGUACGCGAUGUGGUGAUAAAAAUGGCGGAAGAUGAUGCAUUUUUCAGACCGGAUGAUAGAAAUUGCCGCCAUUUGGGCAUUACAGGUAGUAUGCUUCAGAAGGACAAUCAUAAGUUGAGAGCAUUGUUGUCUACAACUAAGACCGGUGAAGUGAACAAGAUUGCUUCACACACUGCAAAGAAAUUUUGCAAGUCUAGAUACCUUCGCACAAUGGAUAUUUCGAGGUCAAUCUUCAGUAUGCCUCUCUCUAGUCUUUUACAUCAGAUUGGAUUUUUGCAGCACCUAACUUACCUUAACUUAAGCAACACGCAUCCAUUGGUUCAACUCCCGCCUUCUCUCGAAAAGCUUAACAACCUUCAGAUAUUGGAUGUCAGCUACUGUCAAAACUUAAAGGCAUUGCCUCCCUGCAUUGUGACAUUCAAGAAGUUAAGGGUUUUAGACAUAAGCAAUUGCGGUUCGCUCAAAUAUCUACCUAAAGGCUUGGGAAGGCUUUCAAAUCUUGAAGUGUUAUCAGGAUUCAAACCCGCCAAAUCAAGCCAGUUGGAAGGUUGCAGGAUCGGCGAGAUCAGAAAUUUAAUUCGACUUAGGACACUCGGGCUUCAACUAACCUGCUCCGAUGAGAUUGGAGAUACUGAGGUCAAUGUGUUGAUAAAUCUACAAGAACUGCAGCAUCUGUCAAUAAGUUGUUUCGAUAGUCACAACAAUGAUGAUCUCGUCACCAAGCUUGACAAGUUGUUCCCUCCUCAGCAGCUCCAUGAGCUGAGUCUAAAGUUUUAUCCCGGACAGAUUAGUCCAGUCUGGCUCAAUCCCAUCUCGCUUCCUAUUUUGAGGUACCUUUCGAUAUCAUCGGGCAAUCUUGAGAAGAUGAAUGAAAGGUUUUGGGGGCUUAAUGACAAUGCUGUUUGGAAAAUUGAGGGCUUAAUGUUGGAAUCUCUUUCGGAUUUCCACGAAGAAUGGGCUAGGGUUGGACAAGUUAUGCCGGCGUUAAGAGUUGUAAUUGUAAGUUGGUGUCCGGAGUUGGUGUCUUUUCCGAUUGAGGAUGUCGGGUUUAGAGGUGGUGUCUGGAAGGAAGAAACGAAAACAUGAAAACUUCAUGUGCCAUUGUUGGAAUUCUAGUAAAUGUUCAGUUCAGUUUUCCUUCUUGUGAAUAAUCAUAUGAGGCUAUGAACAUAUCUUCGUGUUAUAUGUUGCGUUGAUGUCAUCGUUCAUUUGUUACAUUGUGUAAAUCGUUUGGUUUUCUGUUCA
Molecule: messenger RNA, 2848 nt
Organism: Pyrus x bretschneideri (Chinese white pear)
Lineage: Eukaryota; Viridiplantae; Streptophyta; Magnoliopsida; Rosales; Rosaceae
Product: disease resistance RPP13-like protein 4
Exons: 2
Coding region: 143-2689 (848 amino acids)
Biological process (GO): defense response to other organism
Molecular function (GO): ADP binding
Source: RefSeq, a predicted model, not a curated record